Molecule: messenger RNA, 1042 nt
Organism: Oryza brachyantha (malo sina)
Lineage: Eukaryota; Viridiplantae; Streptophyta; Magnoliopsida; Poales; Poaceae
Product: transmembrane emp24 domain-containing protein p24beta2-like
Exons: 5
Coding region: 143-784 (213 amino acids)
Biological process (GO): Golgi organization; endoplasmic reticulum to Golgi vesicle-mediated transport; intracellular protein transport
Cellular component (GO): endoplasmic reticulum; COPII-coated ER to Golgi transport vesicle; Golgi apparatus
Source: RefSeq, a predicted model, not a curated record
CGUCGUCGUCUCGAUCAGCUGCGGCGGCUGCCUUCUCCCUCUCCCCGUCGAUCUCGUCUCUCGCCGAAGCGAGACCUCGCCACGCCUCGGCUCGGCUCCCCGCGAGGAAGCUGUGCAAUAAGUGUUUAGCUCCGGCAUCGAUAUGAUGGAGGUCCUGAGUUGGAGAACGGUGUGCCUCUUGGUUCUCUGCACUCUGACAUUGUUAUACCCAGCUUUGGCUAUCCGGUUUGUGAUCGAUAGGGAAGAGUGUUUCUCACAUAACGUGGAGUAUGAGGGGGAUACGGUUCAUGUAUCGUUCGUGGUGAUCAAGGCUGACACCCCAUGGCAUUAUAGCGAGGACGGAGUGGAUCUUGUGGUUAAGGAUCCUAAUGGUGCUCAAGUCCGUGAUUCUCGUGAUAAGACUAGCGAUAAGUUUGAGUUUAUAGUUCAGAAGAGAGGCGUCCAUCGUUUCUGCUUCACCAACAAAUCCCCAUACCAUGAAACUAUAGAUUUUGAUGUGCAUGUUGGCCAUUUUUCGUACUACGAUCAGCAUGCCAAAGACGAACAUUUUGCACCUUUGUUUGAACAAAUAGCAAAGUUGGAUGAAGCCCUUUACAACAUUCAGUUCGAGCAGCACUGGCUAGAGGCCCAAACUGACCGACAAGCUAUAUUGAACGAAAACAUGAGCAGGAGGGCUGUCCACAAGGCUCUGUUGGAGUCGGCAGCUCUGAUUGCAGCUAGCGUCAUUCAAGUCUAUCUAUUGCGCCGCCUGUUUGAGCGCAAGUUGGGGACAUCGAGGGUCUAAUACUCCAAAAGUAGCAUCACCUCCUAAUUUACACUCGUCAUCCCAACUAAAGCUGUAAUUCUGAACUGUAUGGCUGCUAGAUCUGCUGUUACAUGGUGUGGAUUCCUGUCACACAGACCUUUAAUUAUAUUAUGAUUCCAUAGAUGUUUCCUUGAAACUAUACUGCCAACUCCACUAUACUCCCUUCCAUCAGCUUCAUGCUACAGCUUACUUUGCACAGCUGCAGCGGUCCCAUGAAUGUUCUGCUCGAUUGGAAUA